UCUAUGGGAGAUGGCGUUUCUGUAAUUCUGAGCUUUCUGGAUAACGGGUUUCCGAAUAAUGGAACUGUAGAAGAGAGGGACAAGCCAAAGUCCUGAUAGGUUGGGGCAUUGUUUCUAAAUGUCUUCAACCUACCAGGACUUUGUUGUGACCAUCAAGUGCAACUUCAUCUACUGAAACAUUUUGGUAAUAUGUAUCACCAAUCAAAAGAGGUCAGUAACCAGCCUGUCGGAAGGCAGGGGGAGGCACGUUCCUAAUUGAAGUGUCACUGUUCCUUUAAGUGGGUGACUCAUAUCUUGUGCUAAAUAUAUCCCUUGUGUAUUACUAUUUUCUUCUUGGUCAAAUAUUACUUGUCUUACGGCUUGUCUUGUAACCAAUCAGCAGGUAGCAUUUACUGGUCCCCGCUUUUUUAAAAGAAACAUCUGAUUGGUUGAUAUUAGGUACUAGAUGCAGGUAAGAUUUUAUUACAUUAGCCCAAUCGGCAAUUGGUAUUUUCUCCAAGGCUUUAGCUUAAGUUACCCUCUAGUUAUUGGAUCUCAUGGACUUCUUUUUUUUUUUAAUACCUUCCCUCUUGUUUCCAUGGUGACUGUUUCCAAGUUGGCUGGUUUUUGAUGGUUGCCAUGGUAACCAUCCUUGAGAAAUCUGUAGUGUCUCAGCCACAUUUUCUUUUCAUCAAUGAUUUAAAUGCCGGGUUUGUAAUGAGGAUCGGUGUGACCGUGUCAUAAUUUGUGAGAAUUCAUGAUUCAGGUUCCCGGCAUUGUGCCUGGGGUAGCUUCCUCUCCUAAGCGUUCCUCCCCCAAAUAGGUCUGUUAGCCUCUAUGCAAAUCUUACUAAUCCCAUAUAACACAACCUUGAACCAUCCAUUAUGUGAGUUCCCGAAUCCCGUGCCUGGAAUUCCCUAUAGUAGCAUCCUUCUCUUCAGUAGAUGAGUGCUAUUCCUACGCAUGUUGCUUUUUCUGCACCGUUCUGUUCUGGCGAUUGUUUACAGGUUAUGACGACUAAUCCCAAACCAAACAAGGCAUUAAAGGUCAAGAAGGAGGCGGGAGAAAACGCCCCAGUAUUAAGUGAUGAUGAGCUUGUGUCAAUGUCUGUGCGGGAGCUGAACCAGCACCUUCGAGGUCUCACCAAAGAAGAAAUCAUCCGCCUUAAGCAGCGCAGGCGUACACUCAAAAACCGAGGCUACGCCGCCAGCUGCAGAGUUAAGCGGGUCACCCAGAAAGAGGAGCUGGAGAGGCAACGCAUAGAGUUGCAACAAGAAGUAGACAAGCUGGCACGGGAAAAUUCCAGCAUGAAACUAGAGUUGGAUGCUCUACGCUCCAAAUACGAAGCUCUCCAGACGUUCGCUCGCACAGUCGCCAGGGGUCCCAUAACCCCUACUAAGGUGGCUACCACCAGUGUAAUCACCAUUGUGAAAUCAGCCAACAUUUCUUCAGCAUCCAUACCUUUUUCUGCAGCAUCCUAGUGCCCAUGAAAGGAGAGAACUAGCCGCCUGUUCUAAAAAGGACAUUAUGGGAUAAACCUUCAUUUAUUCUCAGUUCCUUUCCUUCCUAUCCAAAUGUUAGCUGAUGUGUUUUAUUCCAUUGUCAAUGCCAAUGUGAUAUAUAUAGAGGCAAGAAACAUGACCAGAGCUCCAUGGCCCUGUUGUGAUUGCACCUGGGAAUUUGACACGCUUUACUGGAUAAGCUCCAUUUCAUUGAGAGGAAAUGUGCUAGAAUUGGGUUAACUGGUUCAAAAUGUAAAUAACAAUAAUGCUCGAAUUUCUAUAGGAAAUGACAAUGGGAGCAGAAACCCCUGAAAUCAAAUUGCCAGAAUAAAAUCAUUUACUAAAGGUUAGCUUAAAUCGAGAAAGAGAAACGUGCACAGAAAUGGGUUGAACUUGUUGAGUAUAUUUGACUUUUGCUUUACCAAUGUUAUUUCGGCUAAACAACUAGAUCACAGGGAAGAUUUGCAUUGGUUUCCUUUUGCCUUUUCAGAGUCAGGCAUUUCCACAUACUUUCCCUUUCCAAAGCCAUUCUGUUGAAUAUAUUCUUGAGCCUACCCACUGUCUGUUUGUUGCUAUAAACUAUAGCAUUUCUGAUUAUUAACUCAGGAUCUCUUUAUUGACAGUGCUUUGGGCACUUUGAUUACUUAUAUUCCUUUUCCACCCAACUUUGAUUCUUUAAACCAUUACCUGUUCUAUUUUUAGUCUUUGAGGCACAGGGUGGUAUAGUGGCGUUUGACAUUUAGAUCAGGUUAGUACUCUGAAGGCCAAAUGCAUUCUGCUGCCCACAUUCCAGGUAACCAACUGAUUGACCUAAAGAUUAACUAUGGAUUUAUGACUUAGAUACAAAUCAACUUACUUUUAUACUCCUGCGGUGAUAUAGCUGCAAUUCUUACUGUAACAGCAUAAAAACAAAGCAUAGUUAAAGUUGGAAUUCAUUAUUAUACUCUGUUUAGCAGAGAUGAGCCCAAGGACCUGGUUAACUGGGUGACAAAGAAAGUAAGCAGACUUGCACAGCACACUUGUUUUAUUGGACUAAAGGCUAAGGAUAAGUUACUGCAUAGAAGUAUUCAGAUUUAGUGUUAUGCGAUUAGAGUGCAAAGGAAAGUAGUUUUUGUUUGUGUUUUUAGUAUGUGAGCCUACUUUUUCCAUUAUGGUGGUUGCAGUUAGGUUUCAGAAAGACAAAGUAUUUUAGGGCAUAGGUGUGGUUUCAUGUUUAGUAGGGGUUUAAGAAGGAAACAAAAGUUUUCAGUAGGCAUUUAAGUAUGUAGAAGUGUUUAAUUACUUGAUUGUAUGCAUUUGUAGGGCUACGGCAUAUGGUGCAAUGUGUGCCAUAAGCCAUAUGCUCAAGACCUACCAUAUAUUGCAGGUCAUGCUCCUUUAUAAUCUGGCCAUCAUUAGAAAAUAUCUAUUCUACAGAUAAAAGUCCCUUGUAUAAAGUUCUCCUAAUUGGUAUUGGUUCAGUAUAUGCUUGCGGUGUUAAGAUUGUAUUUGGUUACUGAGAAUAAAGUGUGCCAUUGCAAGGUGCAGCUGCCCGUUACGGGUAAGGUUUGGUUAAAACUGCUUAGCUGUUAUCUAGCCUGACAUGCUAAUGUUUGGCAAAGGGUUGACUAGUUCCCUAUACCAAAAGGGCUAACUGACAAUUACAGUUCCGAAGAUUUGUACCUGUUUCUUUUGACGGCCCUGACAUUAUUACAAGCAAAAUCUAGAGACAUGCAAAAGAGGCGCUGUACUGUAUCUUCCCUUCAAAGUUUUUUGUAGUACUUUUUUGGGGUCCUGUGUGUGCGCGUGUGUUUGUAAAGUUUAUACGAUGUACUGUGAAAAGUGUGUAAGAACAGCGCUCCUUUGAAUGGCUUUUCCACAAAACCAAAGAGGUUUAUUUUGUGAGAAUAUAAAGGGCUACUGAACAAAGACUAAACUUGAAAAGGAUGAAUCUGUCUAUGAUCCCAUGAGUUCAAGUUCCACUUGCAAGCUUGGCAUGACUAUACCAUUACCAACCCACCUGGAGCAAAGACUUUAGUUCUUUAUGUUGGCUGGAAUGACAGAGCUACAGUAAGCAGUUGACCACCCUUGACAUUGCCAAAGGUAUGAUGAAACUAAUGGUUUGUAUUUAUGAAUGCAGAGGAAUAGAGGUUAGAGAAGAGGAUGCUGAUGGACUGUUGAAUGUUGAAGGUGGCAUAAUGCCUCUCUUGGUUCUUCAGCAUCAUGUGUUUCUCACAGGGAGAUGGGAUUUAAUGUUGGUUAUCGUUACAGGAAAAAAAAGUAGUACGUUAUGUGCAGUUUGGGUUCUGAAGAUGUCUUACUAGGCCCAGAAACCAAACCAAUCAAAUUCCCUGGACAACACAACAAGGCCUCUCUGAACUGUAGAAUGCGAUAGCUGGAGGGCACCUAUGGAACUGCUCUAGAUUGCCAUUUUAAUGUCUUUGAAAGUGCCAUGCAUGCAGCUAAAUUGCCUCCUUCAUCUGAACCUAGAGAACUUGACUUAUCCUCUAUAAGGCAAGGAUGAGUGGCAAACAAACAAAACAUUCUUAUCUGGGUUACGUUGGCUCCAUAUGCAUUCAAGUAGUUCCGAGAUCUACAUGUAGCUUCAUCUUGCUGCAUGCACCUUUCAAACUGUUUUUAUUUAUGUUUUUCUCUCCCUUUUCUAAUUUGACACGUGCCAAAAUACUUGGCUAUCAAAGAGCUAGCCCUAAACGAUCCCUUACCAUAUUUUAUAGUGGGGGUAAUUAAUUUUUAGAAACAGGAACAAAAAGGAGAACAGGAACCUGGGCACAAAUAAUGCUGAUGAUACCAUAGAAAUGGUAGGUAAUCCAUAUUGGAUAUCAAUAAGGAACAUAUGGAACUAUUUAAAGAGAUUUAAAAAGAAAAGUUUUAUCGAACAGAGUUUUCGUUUUGUUUUUAUUUUUUUUUGUGGGGGGGGAGAAUUUUACAAGUUUAGUAAUGCAGUUCUUACUGAAAGAUGAUGCAAACAAAUGGGUUACUGUGAAGAUAUUUGGGGGUAUUGGAGGAAUUAACCCUCCGUCUUGAUCUCUAUAGGCCAGCCAGUUUUAAUUUCAGAUGUCUAAGACCAUCAGAGAAUAAAAAAUCUUCACCUGUACCCUUCUGUGACCGAGGAACCUGUAAAAAAAAUGCUGCAGGGCUUUGUACCACAUAAGGGAUUUCAGAUUCUUGUACCAAUUUCUAAAUUUUAUUCUUUUUUUUUUUUUUUUGUUACUGUAGUGUGUAUUUAAUCUGAAAUUAAUAUUUUAUAUGUAAUUGUAUUUUCAAGACUUAUGAUCAUUUGUAUUUUUUAUGUUUAUGACCAGAAAUUGAAAUCUUCCUCUGUGCUCUUAUUUAAUGUCUUUAUGUGUAAGAAUGCUGCUCCACGCAUCCAAUUUUAGAGAUGGCAAAAAUCUGACUUUUUUGUUGU
Messenger RNA from Xenopus laevis (African clawed frog), 4887 nucleotides. RefSeq names its product v-maf avian musculoaponeurotic fibrosarcoma oncogene homolog K L homeolog (gene mafk.L). Gene Ontology annotation, cellular component: nucleus. The record is from RefSeq and is a predicted model, not a curated record. The transcript has 3 exons. Gene Ontology annotation, biological process: regulation of DNA-templated transcription; regulation of transcription by RNA polymerase II. Gene Ontology annotation, molecular function: sequence-specific DNA binding; DNA-binding transcription factor activity; RNA polymerase II cis-regulatory region sequence-specific DNA binding. NCBI's taxonomy places the organism in Eukaryota, Metazoa, Chordata, Amphibia, Anura, Pipidae. The coding region runs from base 924 to 1460 and encodes 178 amino acids.